UAUGGACCGGCAGCCGGGCGGAGGACUUGAUGAAGUCGCCGCACAUGGCACGCAUUGGCAACAGUGUGUACCGCGACAUCUGCCCCGAGGACGACCCGUUGUGCUCCAACUUUGGGUUUGAGGACUACGACCUAAGUCGUCCCACGCCGAUGAUGCGGAUGUCGUUGCUGUACAACCUGCAUGUCUCUGGGGAGAGCCCCAGUCCGGCGAUCGACAAUAUGUUCAGGCUUGCCUACAGGUCGCGCCACGGCCUGGUGAAGAUCUACAAGGUGAUGAAUGUGAGCGCGGAGAGCAAGGCGUGGGUGGCGGACCCGAAGAACCGCAAGUGCGACGCGCCAGGGUCGUGGCUGUGCACUGGGCAGUACCCGCCAGCGAAGGAGAUCCAGGAGAUGCUGGCGAGGCGCAUCGACUACGGCCAGCUGGAGGACUUCAACCGCGGCAAACGAGAUGACGCGUACUACCGUGCGUACAUGCGUCGCAUCCGCAAUCAAGGGCGUGGCUAG
Trypanosoma cruzi is the source of this 503-nucleotide messenger RNA. RefSeq names its product oligosaccharyl transferase subunit, putative. Gene Ontology annotation, molecular function: oligosaccharyl transferase activity. The record is from RefSeq and is a predicted model, not a curated record. The transcript has a single exon. Gene Ontology annotation, cellular component: membrane. The annotation marks the transcript as partial. NCBI's taxonomy places the organism in Eukaryota, Euglenozoa, Kinetoplastea, Trypanosomatida, Trypanosomatidae.